Molecule: messenger RNA, 4382 nt
Organism: Momordica charantia (bitter melon)
Lineage: Eukaryota; Viridiplantae; Streptophyta; Magnoliopsida; Cucurbitales; Cucurbitaceae
Product: DEA(D/H)-box RNA helicase family protein
Cellular component (GO): nucleus; intracellular anatomical structure
Molecular function (GO): ATP binding; helicase activity; RNA binding
Source: RefSeq, a predicted model, not a curated record
CAAUCUUUUGGUUGAGCGUUGAAACGAACUGAAUAAGUUCCGCUGCGAGAGCGUGGCGCAGCAAUCUCAUCCGGCUGCCGGCGCCUCUCCUCCAACUUCCCAAAACCCCCAAUUUUAGAAAAUGUUACCCGACUUCUGCAACUAGAACAACACCCAACAGAACCCUCACUUCCCAUGCCAGCAAUGCCUUACUCAAUCUUCUUCCGCGGCUAUUUCAGGGCCCCCGUCUCCAUUUCCCUCAGACCCACUUCGCCAUUCCCAUUCUACACACCCUCCUCAGUUUUCAGACCUUGGGUUCGUCGCCUUUUUUUCUCGAGGAAACUCUCCAUGGGCCUUCUGAACUUGCACCACCAUCCGGGUCCCGUCUCCGGUGUCAGAUGUAUGAGCCAAUCCAAGUGGGUUGAAGUUGCGUCGAGGGAGAAGCAGCACGACGUGAGGGGUUCGAGGCAGAGGAAUGUCGCGCUCCCCUUUUGGCAGCAUCAGCCCACCUCCAAUUAUGGCCGGUUUGCGUACGAGGAUGUGUCCAGUGAUGAUUCCGACAUCGAAUUUGGGUCUCCCCCUGGCCAAAUGAGUGCAUCAACCCUUGAAAACAUAGAUGAGUGGAGAUGGAAGUUAACUAUGCUUCUACGCAAUAAUGAUGAUCAAGAAGUGGUGUCAAGGGAGAAAAAGGAUAGACGUGAUUUUGAGCAGCUUUCAGCAUUGGCAACCAGAAUGGGUUUACAUAGCCGUCAAUAUGCAAGAGUGGUCGUAUUUAGUAAAGAACCUCUGCCAAAUUACAGGCCGGAUCUAGAUGAUAAGCGACCACAGAGAGAGGUGGUCUUACCUUUUGGGGUCCAAAGGGAAGUUGAAACCCAUCUAAGAUUGUACCAAUCGCACAACUCUACAACAAGAGGACGUUUUUCAAAUAGUUCCUUGUCAACAUCUGGCAUUUCAGGAAAUGUUGCUAACAAUAAUGGUCUGUUUGAGCACCAGGAGCCUUUGACAACACAAAGUGUUGUAAUGGAGAAAAUUAUUCGCCGCAAAAGUUUGCAACUGAGGAAUCAACAACAGGAUUGGCAGGAAUCUCUUGAGGGCCAAAAGAUGAUGGAAUUUCGCAAAAGUCUCCCUGCAUUCAAAGAGAGGGAAACAUUGUUAAAGGCCAUUUCAGAAAAUCAGGUGAUUGUUGUCUCAGGCGAAACUGGUUGUGGUAAAACCACACAGCUUCCGCAGUAUAUAUUAGAAUCUGAGAUCGAAGCUGCUCGUGGAGCUUCUUGUAGCAUUAUCUGUACGCAGCCUAGACGUAUUUCUGCUAUGGCUGUUUCUGAAAGAGUUGCUGCAGAACGUGGAGAGAAACUGGGAGAAUCUGUUGGUUAUAAAGUUCGGCUGGAGGGCAUUAAGGGGAGGGACACUCGUCUUCUCUUCUGCACCACUGGUGUACUAUUGAGAAGAUUGCUUGUUGACAGAAAUUUGAAAGGUGUUACUCAUGUUAUUGUUGAUGAGAUUCAUGAACGAGGAAUGAAUGAAGAUUUCCUCGUGAUUGUCCUGAAAGAUCUUCUUCCUCGACGGCCAGAUUUGAGGUUGAUUUUAAUGAGUGCUACUCUAAAUGCAGAACUUUUUUCCUCUUAUUUUGGUGGUGCCCCAACAAUGCAUAUUCCUGGUUUUACAUAUCCAGUUCGUGCACACUUUCUGGAAAAUAUUCUAGAAAUGACUGGCUAUCGGUUGACUCAAUAUAAUCAAAUUGAUGACUAUGGUCAAGAAAAGGCAUGGAAAAUGCAGAAGCAAGCACAAGCUCUAAGGAAAAGGAAGACUCAGAUUGCUUCAUCUGUUGAGGAUGCAUUUGAGGCUGCUAACUUUUCGGCAUACAGUCCUAGGACCCAGGACUCUCUGUCCUGUUGGAACCCUGACUCAAUUGGUUUCAACCUCAUUGAGCAUGUCCUCUCUUACAUUGUCAAGAGGGAGAGGCCAGGUGCUAUUUUAGUUUUUAUGACCGGUUGGGAUGAUAUUAACUCUUUAAAGGACCAGCUCCAGUCUCAUCCUAUAUUAGGGGAUCCUAGCAGAGUCUUGCUUCUUGCAUGUCAUGGUUCGAUGGCUAGCUCUGAGCAGAAAUUGAUAUUUGAUAAACCCGAAGAUGGAGUUAGGAAAAUAGUCCUAGCUACAAACAUGGCUGAGACCAGUAUCACCAUCAAUGACGUUGUUUUUGUUGUUGACUGUGGAAAAGCAAAAGAGACAUCCUAUGAUGCACUAAAUAAUACCCCUUGCUUGCUUCCAUCCUGGAUCUCUAAGGCUGCCGCACGACAAAGAAGAGGUAGGGCUGGUCGUGUUCAACCUGGCGAGUGUUACCAUCUAUAUCCUAGAUGUGUGCAUGAUGCUUUUGCUGAUUAUCAAAUGCCAGAACUUUUAAGGACCCCAUUGCAGUCUUUGUGUUUGCAAAUCAAGAGUCUGCAACUUGGCAGUAUAUCAGAGUUCUUAUCAAAUGCAUUGCAGCCGCCAGAACCUUUAUCGGUUCAAAACGCCAUAGAGUAUUUGAAGACAAUUGGAGCUUUAGAUGAGAAAGAAAACCUGACAGUUCUUGGGAAACACUUGUCAGUUCUUCCAGUUGAGCCUAAACUGGGAAAAAUGCUUAUAUUAGGAGCUAUUUUCAACUGUCUCGAUCCGAUUAUGACUAUUGUUGCUGGUCUUAGUGUCAGAGAUCCUUUCCUAAUGCCAGCUGAUAAGAAGGAUUUAGCCGAAUCAGCAAAAGCACAGUUUGCUGCCCGUGACUGUAGUGAUCAUCUUGCCUUAGUUCGAGCUUAUGAGGGCUGGAGAGAUGCUGAAAGACAGCAAUCCGGYUAUGAGUACUGUUGGAGAAACUUCCUCUCCAUGCAAACUCUCAGAGCCAUCGACUCUCUGAGGAAACAGUUCUAUUUUUUGCUGAAGGACACUGGUAUAGUUGAUCUUGAUGCAGAAAAGCUCAACAUCUCGAACCACGAUGAACAUUUAACCCGUGCAGUCAUCUGUGCUGGUCUGUUUCCUGGAAUUUGCUCUGUGGUGAACAAAGAGAAAUCAGUAGCUUUGAAAACAAUGGAAGAUGGUCAGGUUAUGCUUUAUUCGAACUCAGUUAAUGCUGGCUAUCCAAAAAUUCCCUACCCGUGGCUGGUGUUUAAUGAAAAGGUGAAAGUCAAUUCAGUCUUCCUUCGGGACUCGAGCGGUGUUUCCGACUCUAUCCUUCUUUUAUUUGGAGGAAAUGUUUCAAGAGGAGGACUUGAUGGUCACCUUAAAAUGCUGGAUGGUUAUUUGGAGUUUUUCAUGACACCAGCAUUGGCCGAGACUUAUUUGAGCCUUAAAAGGGAGAUUGAAGAACUUGUUCAUCAAAAACUUUUGAAUCCGAAGUUAGAUAUGCAGCCACACAAUGAACUAUUAUCAGCGAUAAGGUUGUUGGUGUCAGAGGACCGCUGCGAGGGUAGGUUUGUGUUUGGUCGCCAUGUGCCUGUACCAUCAAAGAAGGUGACGAGCGACAGCCUACCUCAACAGAGAAACGGUGAUGGAGGUGGGGGUGAUAACUCUAAGAGUCAGCUUCAGACCCUACUUCUGAGAGCUGGGCAUGAAGCACCAACUUACAAAACUAAACAACUGAAAGCUAACCAGUUCCGCUCCACUGUUAUUUUCAACGGGUUGGACUUUGUGGGCCAACCCUGUGGCAGCAAGAAACUUGCAGAAAAGGAUGCAGCCUCUGAGGCUCUGCUAUGGCUAAAGGGCGAGACGCAUUCAUCUUCCCGAGCUAUUGACCACGCUUCCAUACUUCUAAAAAAAAGCAAAAAGAAUAAUGAUAGAACAUCAUUUCGGAGCGCCAAAUGGAGUUAGAUCGACAGAUAGAUGAGUAGAAAAAGACCACAAUCGUGGAUUCGUUAUCGGCUUUGAAUGACUGUGCAACUCACUGACGUUUGAAGUUUUGAUUUUCAAGACUGAGGGAGAUCAAUUUUCUGGCCAUGGCUAGGCAACAGUCAAUCAAGUUCAAUCGCGAGUACAAGAUCUCGGCUCAGAGAUGACCUUGAAUCAUACAUUUUUGCAAGGGCGCACCGAGCACUAUUCUUCUCGAACGAAAACUCAAGGUUUAACGCAAAAGGAAGCAAGUUACUGUAGGCACAAUGUUAAUAAUCCUCCUCCAUAGAUUUAAGGAAUAGGCUAUAGAAAUUCACCAGACGAGAAACCGGGCUACAUGGUUGAUUGAUUGCUGCUUGAGAAGCUGUUGUACUGGGAUUUUUGUUACCCUUCCUGUACAGGCCAACGGAACCAAAAUAUGCCCUCAAAAGCUACAGCAGAAUUGGAAGUCUGCUUGUAUACCUUGCUUGUUCACCAUAUUUUACUGUUCUAACAUAUUCUCACAAAUAUUACUAAUGUUAAAUAUAGAUUGUAUUCCAUAAUAA